Psylliodes chrysocephalus is the source of this 675-nucleotide messenger RNA. The record is from the annotation of a GenBank genome assembly. Lineage: Eukaryota; Metazoa; Arthropoda; Insecta; Coleoptera; Chrysomelidae.
AUGCCGCUGCUUCAAGAAAAUACCCCGAAACGAGAUUUUCUGUCUUCCAGAGACAUGAAGGUAGACGAAGACCCCUCCAUCAAACCCCACCAAAGCAGCUACGGGUACCCAACAUUCCCGAACCCCGCUAUGUUUACCCCAUCGCAAAUCCUGAUGGCUAGUCAACUAAUGGCUGCUUCCGGUUUAUCGAUAUCCGGAAAUCCCGCCUUUUUCCAUCCCGGAUUAAUGCCCAUCGCGUGGGCAGCUAAUUCCCCGCCUGCCAAUUCCCCACCCUCCCCUCCAACUAGUAACGAACCACUAUCACCCGCCAUGCAUUCCAGGAAAAUUAGUAAUAACAAUAACAUUGUUAGUAGCAGUACAAUGACAGAUAUUAGGAAGAGGAAAUAUAAAAUCGAAGAGGAACCAACCAGUCUUCCUUUACCUUCGCCUACGUCUAGUGUGUCACCUCCAUCUGGAUCCGAUAUCAAGGAUCCUAAUAGGGAUAAGCAGUUCACGUGUGGAGUGGCUCUUCCGGAACAGACGGAACCCGAGGACUUAAGUAUGUCUACGGGCCUCCACUCCAACAGUUCUGGGAGUGGAGGUUCCCCAUUAAGAAGUCCCAGUUUGAAGGAAGAAGAGGAAGAUAUCGAAUCAACUGCGAUAUUUCUGCAAAGAAGGCCAAUGAGUAGAACCUAG